GUCUGCGGAUCUUUUCUCGUUUUAGUGUUGUUAUUAAACUCGGAUUACUCUCAACACUAUGUCCGGACGCGGCAAGCAGGGAGGCAAAGCCAGAGCCAAGGCGAAGACCCGAUCUUCCAGAGCCGGGCUCCAGUUCCCCGUGGGCCGUGUGCACCGUCUCCUCCGGAAGGGCAACUACGCCGAGCGGGUCGGGGCCGGGGCGCCGGUCUACCUGGCGGCGGUGCUGGAGUACCUGACGGCUGAGAUCCUGGAAUUGGCGGGAAACGCCGCCCGGGACAACAAGAAGACCCGCAUCAUCCCGCGCCACUUGCAGCUGGCCAUCCGCAACGACGAGGAGCUGAACAAGCUGCUGGGCAGAGUCACCAUCGCCCAGGGAGGCGUCCUGCCCAACAUCCAGGCCGUGCUCCUCCCCAAGAAGACCGAGAGCCACAAGGCCAAGGGGAAGUAAACUUGCCCAGGAGAAAAAAGAAAUACAACCCAAAGGCUCUUUUAAGAGCCACCCACAAAUUCAAAGAAAGAGCUGGCAUCAUUUCUG
Anolis carolinensis (green anole) is the source of this 535-nucleotide messenger RNA. RefSeq names its product histone H2A type 1-E. Gene Ontology annotation, biological process: heterochromatin formation. NCBI's taxonomy places the organism in Eukaryota, Metazoa, Chordata, Lepidosauria, Squamata, Anolidae. The transcript has a single exon. The coding region runs from base 59 to 448 and encodes 129 amino acids. Gene Ontology annotation, cellular component: chromatin; nucleosome. Gene Ontology annotation, molecular function: DNA binding; protein heterodimerization activity; structural constituent of chromatin. The record is from RefSeq and is a predicted model, not a curated record.